AAUUUUGCCUUGAAAAAUAAUUGUAGACUUGAAGUCGUUCCAUAAGCAGCAGAAGCUAUGGCGUGUAGCAAAUCCGCCGCGGCAAGGACGACGUUCCAUCUACCGAUUGAGAUAACGACUGAUAUCCUAUCGAGAUUGCCAGUGAAAUUCCUCUUGCGAUUCAAAUCCGUAUGCAAAAACUGGUACGCUCUCAUUGAAACCCCUGAUCUUAUCGCCAAGCAUCUUCGAACCCAUUCCGCUCUCAAUUCCGCCUCUCUCCUACUAACCACUUACAAUCGCGAAACCCGAAACUUUGCCAUGUCUUUGCUUUCCGACGAUGGGUUCAGUGGCCCAAUCGAUUUCCCAUUUUUAACUGGCUCGUAUUGUCCUUAUUUCAAAUGGGACCCGACUAGGAUUGCGGGUAUCUGUAAUGGCCUGGUUUGCAUUUACAUAUCUCGCUUUGGAUAUCCCUUGAUUAUAUGCAAUCCCUCCACCAGAAAGUUUAGGGAAAUUCCGAGGAAUUGGUUGGAGGAGAAUGGUUCUAAGGGCUGUAUAUCUGUUGAGCGGGUUAUUUUUGGGUUUGGCUUCCAUACCAGUGCUAAUGAUUACAAGUUGAUUAGGAUUGCGGUUUAUUAUCGUCGUCCUGUUCGUCAAUACCAAGUCCGGGCUGAUCUGUAUGCGAUGAGCACCGAUACGUGGACAGAAAUUGAUGUUGAUAAGCUUUCGUUGUUCUUUGGGGCGGGGGAUGAACGGGGGUAUAAUGCCUACAGGCAUUUCGGUGGAUCUUGUGCUUCAGCAGUCCUGAACGGGGUUUUUUAUUGGCCGGCAGAUGAAGUUCGAACUCAUCAAAUGAUCGUUAUGUCCUUCGACAUGGGUGAUGAGGUGUUUAGACAAAUACGAACACCGCCGUGUUUUAGUAAGAAAUGGGAUGGAACUAACUUCCAAUUUACGGAAUGGAAGGACAAACUUGCUUUGGUAAUUAGUUAUUCUCGUGACCAAUGCCUUGAUGUGUGGGUGUUGAAUGAAGACCAGAGUUCUUGGACUAACCAAAUUAAAGUUGGAUCUGUUCCAAGGGUUUCCAGGAAUAUGGGAACUGGGGAAGUUGGUAAAAUUAGAGUGGUGGGAUGUGCAAAAAAUGGUCAAUUGUUGGUGACUAACCAUAAGGUAUCUGGUGAAUUUUUUUUGAAAGGCAAGGUAUCUAGUGAUUUAAAGCUCUUUUUGUAUGAUCCAAAGACCGGGGAAACUAUGGAUCAUUAUUUUGGUCAGGUUCCAUAUCCAUCUUUUAUUAAUCUAUAUGACAGGACCCUAUUUCCAGUCAUGCAACCCAAUGAAAGGAAGCAUUGAAUUCGUCGAAGUGACUCAUGCGAGUUGCUGUUUUUAAUGUUUUCAAUGUUCACGCUUAUUUUGGUUUUCCUAUUUUAACUAUGCGUCAAAGUUGUCUCUUUUGAAUGUUCAAUAUAUGUUCGACUGCUAUAUUUUGGAUCCUUUUUUUUUGUGCUGCUUACAUAUAUUUUGGAUCUUAUAUUUCAUCAUUCAAGCUAGUAUCAUUGUUGAUCCUAA
Rhododendron vialii is the source of this 1539-nucleotide messenger RNA. Its product is annotated as F-box protein At3g07870-like. The coding region runs from base 58 to 1323 and encodes 421 amino acids. Gene Ontology annotation, molecular function: protein binding. The record is from RefSeq and is a predicted model, not a curated record. The transcript has a single exon. NCBI's taxonomy places the organism in Eukaryota, Viridiplantae, Streptophyta, Magnoliopsida, Ericales, Ericaceae.